AGAGGAUGAUUGGAAGGAGUUUGAGCAAAAAGAAGAAAUUGAUUAUAGUGGUCUUAGAGUUCAGUCCAUGCAAAUAAGUGAAAAAGAUGAUGAUGAAAGUGAAAAAAGAGAAGAACCUGGUGACAACUGGGAGGAGACUGGUGGUGGUGUAGACAGAUCAUCUGGGCCUUGGAACAAGUCAGCUCCUGCACCAGCACCUGUUGUUGAACCAAUUGUUACAGAAACCCCAGAACCGGUUCAGACUGGUGGUGUAUACAGGCCGCCUGGUGCCAGGGAGGGCGGCAGGCCACGGAGAGCGCAGCAAGGACCACCAGAAAUCUAUAGCGAUACGCAGUUUCCAUCACUGCAGUCCACCGCCAAGCUUGUAGACAGUCGGAAGGAUAAAGAAAUGGAGAAGAGCUUUGAAGUAGUAAAACACAAAACUAGAGGUAGGGAUGAGGUCUCAAAAAACCAGGCACUUAAACUUCAGCUAGACAACCAGUAUGCUGUGCUUGGGGAUCAGUAGAGCUGCAUACACAUUACAAUUAAGGAAUGCUUUUUUGGUAACCCUUCUACUAAGGUAACUAAACUACAGCUAACGGCUAUGAUGAACAUGCCACCUUAUUUCUGCUGGAUCUGCUGCAGCAAGUGCAGACUACUUUGACGUAAGUGAUUGGUUCUCCUGCACUAUGGAAGCAUAAUAUGUUUCAACUUCUCCAUUGGAUAUGGGGCAAAUUAAUGUAAAUGGUUGAACGAGAGUCAUCAGUGUUCUUUAAUUGCUCAGAAAGAUACCUACAGCCAGUGGUCAUUUCAAAAUCUUUUUAUGUUCAGAUACUGAGCCUUCGUAAAGGUUGACUACCUCAGACUUGCUGCACUCAUUGUGGACACCAUGUGGAUCACAACUUCUGGAAGAGAAGGUUACAGCUGUUUUAGUGGCCAUCUGAAACUUGAAACCAGCUCUACUGGAUUCCUCUCAGAAAUCCUGCAGAAGUCAGCCAUUUGGUUCCAAUUUGCUAUAACAAAGAUUUAAGUGACCUUAAUGACAAACCUGUUCUGUUCCCCUUCUGAGGAAUCCUGUCAUGUGUAGCCAUAGCCUACUAGAGACUUCCGGAGCGUACCGUACCACUCGUACUACCCAAGUAUAACGGAGCUGUAGUUUGUUUACCUUUUUAGAUAGCUGUACUGAAGUAACUGCAAAACAAAUUAAAACUCAAUCGGUGUCGGAUUCGAGGAGUGAUGGGUUUGAAUGGUCUGUUUGCCAUUUUCACAGUUACCUGUUUAAGCUUUUUUUUUUUUCUAUUUUCCCCCCAAAAAUGCCUGCCUUGUUUCUGGUAUCAAAUUGCAGUAUAUUUAAAUAAUGAUGCGAUGUUGUGGUGAAAUAGGAUUUAUUUUGGUUUUGGUCAUGAGGUUUGUCUUUCCCAUCCUAAAGCAGGAAGACUUAAAAGAGUUUUGAUUUGACACAGAGGUAUCCAGACUCCAACUACUGUCUUCAGAAUUUGUCUUU
Messenger RNA from Cariama cristata (Red-legged seriema), 1483 nucleotides. It is a transcript of the gene CDV3, whose product is annotated as CDV3 homolog (mouse). The transcript is spliced from 4 exons. The record is from RefSeq and is a predicted model, not a curated record. NCBI's taxonomy places the organism in Eukaryota, Metazoa, Chordata, Aves, Cariamiformes, Cariamidae. Bases 68 to 505 code for a protein of 145 amino acids. Gene Ontology annotation, cellular component: cytoplasm.